Messenger RNA from Cuculus canorus (common cuckoo), 5694 nucleotides. Its product is annotated as macrophage mannose receptor 1. Lineage: Eukaryota; Metazoa; Chordata; Aves; Cuculiformes; Cuculidae. The record is from RefSeq and is a predicted model, not a curated record. Gene Ontology annotation, molecular function: signaling receptor activity. Bases 180 to 4565 code for a protein of 1461 amino acids. The transcript has 30 exons.
CGUGUGCCUGAAAGGAGGCUCUUCCCUCCGCCGGAGGGGGGGGUGGGAAUCAGCUUAGGAAAGCAAAGUUUGAAGAGCGAAUUCCUGUUAUUUCCAAACGCCCCAUGUGACAGGAUAUUUCCUUAUCAUUUGGAGCGCAGGCUUUCCCCGGUGCACCAGCCCGGCACAAGCGCCCGGCCAUGGCUCCGGCCCCUCUCCUGCUUCUCCUGGUGCUUCUCCCCCAGGUUUUUCCGCUGCUGGAUACUAGCAUCUUCUUAAUAUAUAAUGAAGAUCAUAAGCGCUGUGUGCUAGCUCAAAGUUCUAAUUCAGUGACUACUGCUCCUUGUGUUCAAGAAAAUGAGUCACAAAAAUUCAGGUGGGUCUCAGAUCACCAGCUUAUGAGCAUAGCAUUCAAAUUGUGCUUGGGAGUGCCUUCGAAGAAAGACUGGGUUCCGAUCACUCUGUAUCCUUGUGACAAGGCUAGUGAACUUCAGCGAUGGGAAUGCAGAAAUGAGACUCUUUUUGCAAUCCAAGGGGAAGAUUUGUUUUUCAACUAUGGAAACAGACAGGAAAGGAAUAUUAUGCUGUACAAGGGAUCUGGUUUAUGGAGUAGGUGGAAAGUCUACGGAACCACAGACGAUCUGUGUUCUCGAGGCUAUGAAGAUACCUACACAGUGAAAGGAAAUGCCAAUGGAGCACCUUGUGUAUUCCCCUUUAAGUUUGGUGAUAAAUGGUAUGCUGACUGCAUAGAUGCUGGGAGAUCAGAUGGCUGGUUCUGGUGUGGAACCACUUCAGACUUUAAUGUUGACAAGAUGUAUGGAUUUUGCCCACAGAAAUCAAAUAGUAUUAAUUUAUUGUGGAAUAUUGAUCCUUUAACAAAUGUCCAGUACCAGAUAAACUCUGACGCAUCUCUGAAAUGGCACCAAGCAAGAAAAAGCUGUCAACAACAAAAGGCAGAUUUAUUAAGCAUCACAGAAUUGCAUGAACAAACAUACCUUACAGGUUUGACUGGUAGACUGAGUUCUGCUCUCUGGAUUGGCCUUAACAGUUUGAAUUUCAACAGUGGAUGGCAAUGGGUUGGUGGUGCUCCUUUUCGAUACUUAAAUUGGGUUCCAGGACAUCCUUCACCAGAACCUGGAAAAGUCUGUGCAGCAUUAAAUCCUGGCAAAGGUGCUAAGUGGGAGAAUCGAGAAUGCGAUCAGAAACUUGGCUAUAUCUGUAAACGAGGAAAUGCUACUUUAUCAUCUUUCAUUAUUCCUACAGAUACUAAUGUGCCUAUUAGAUGUCCUGAUCAGUGGAUGUCAUAUGCUGGCCACUGUUACAUAAUUCACAGGGAUCCCAAAAUAUGGAAAGAUGCCUUAACAUCUUGCAGGAAAGAGGAUGGGGAUCUGGCGAGCAUCCAUAAUGUUGAAGAGUACAGCUUUGUUAUUUCUCAGCUUGGGUACCAGCCAGCUGAUGAGCUGUGGAUUGGGUUGAAUGAUCUCAAGGUUCAGAUGUAUUUUGAAUGGAGUGAUGGGACACCAGUCACCUACACCAAAUGGCUUCGUGGAGAACCCACUCAUGCAAACAACAGGCAAGAGGACUGUGUUGUUAUGAAGGGAAAGGAUGGAUUUUGGGCAGACCACUCUUGUGAAAAGAAAAUUGCCUAUAUCUGUAAAAGGAAACCCGUAUCAGAAGCUCCUACAGAAGAAGAAACUAUUGACAUGAGCUGUCAGAGGGGUUGGAAAAGACAUGGUUUUUAUUGUUACUUCAUUGGAAAUACAUUUGUAUCAUUUUCUGAAGCAAAUCAAACCUGUGUAAGGCAUCAGGCCUUUUUAGCAACUAUUGAAGACAGAUACGAACAAGCCUACCUAACUAGCCUGAUUGGCCUGAGAACAGAAAGAUACUUUUGGAUUGGACUUUCAGAUGUAGAAGAAAAGGGAACUUUCAAGUGGGCUAAUGGCGAAUCUGUCUUAUUUACACACUGGAAUUCUGAAAUGCCUGGAAGAAAACGAGGCUGCGUUGCCAUGAGGACUGGAAUUGCAGGUGGAUUAUGGGAUGUAAUAAAAUGUGAAGAAAAGGCAAAGUUCCUAUGUAAAAUGUGGGCAGAGGGAGUGACAGUUCCACCUGUUCCUACAACAACUUCUGUUCCCCGGUGUCCAGAAGGUUGGGACUCAAAUAAUCGUAUUAGCUUCUGUUUCAAACCUUUUGCAAGAGGAGAGCAAAAGAAAACAUGGCUUGAAUCUCAAGAGUUUUGUCGAGCUAUAGGAGGAGAUCUGGCCUCCAUUAAUGGUAAAGAAGAACAAUAUGUGAUAUGGCGUUCUAUUGCGAACAAUGGCUAUUAUCACCAACAUUUCUGGAUGGGUUUGUAUUACUUGAAUCCUGAUGAUGGCUUUGUUUGGAGUGAUGGAUCUCCAGUGAGAUAUGAAAACUGGGGCUUUGGAGAACCAAAUAAUUACCAAGGAAUUGAACUUUGUGCUGAGAUCAGUGGUGAUUCCAGCAUGCUUUGGAAUGACAGGCACUGUGAUUAUCUAUAUGGAUGGAUUUGCCAGAUAAGAAAAGGAGCGAGUGUAAAGCCUGAACCAACAGAAUCUCCUGCACCCAAAUACCAGACUACUGAGGAUGGAUGGAUUAUAAAUGAAGACAAACAAUAUUAUUUCAGCACAGAGAGUGUUCCUAUGGAAAAAGGUCGGGAGUUCUGCAAAAGGAACUUUGGAGACCUUGCCGUCAUUGAGAGUGAAAGUGAAAGGAAGUUCCUCUGGCGAUACAUCUUGAAAAAUGGCAAAGAGGAUUCCUAUUUCAUUGGUUUACAACUAAGUAUUGACCAACGGACAAGCUGGAUGGAUGGCACUCCAGUGAAUUAUUUGGCAUGGGCACCACAUGAACCUAACUUUGCAAAUAAUGAUGAAAACUGUGUGGUUAUGUAUAAGAAUUUAGGAUUUUGGAAUGAUAUAAACUGUGGUUAUCCAAAUCCCUACAUAUGUGAAAGGCACAACAGUUCCAUUAAUUCAACUGUUCCUCCAACAACAUUUUCAACUCCAAGAGGAUGUAAUCCAACUUGGCUUUCCUUUCAUAAUAAGUGUUACAAAAUAUUUGGAUAUACAGAAGAUGAACGCAUAACUUGGCAUGCUGCACGAACAGCUUGCAUGAAUUUAGGAGGAAACCUGGCCACUGUCCUUACUGAACAAGUGCAAGCUUUCCUCACCUUCCAUAUGAAAGACUUUGUUACUGAUACAUGGAUUGGAUUAAAUGAUAUAAAUCACGAACUGAGGUUCCUCUGGACAGAUGGAACAGGAGUUUACUUUACAAACUGGGCCAAAGGCUUCCCAUCAGGGCAUUCAGAUUUAUACUCAUACGGUGGCCAGGCUGAUUGUGUUGUCAUGAGAAACAAUCCUGUUAAGGAAGCAGGGAAGUGGGCUGAUGAGAGCUGUGAUAACAACAGAGGAUAUAUAUGCCAAAUUAAUGCAGAUGCUGAGCUUCUGCCUUCUACGAGUUCAUCCCCAUCCAGCAUUUUCCGUUAUGGUAACAGUAGUUAUUUAUUCAUCCAUACCAAAAUGAAAUGGGAGGAUGCACGAAUGAACUGCAAACGUGAUCAGUUUGACCUUUCCAGCAUCUUAGACCCCUACACUCAUUCGUAUCUGUGGCUAAAGAUAUUAAAGUAUGGGGUGCCUAUGUGGAUUGGUCUUAACAGUAACAUGACAAAUGGGCGUUAUGAAUGGAUCGAUAACUGGAGAAUGAAGUAUACUAAAUGGGCUGAAGGGGAGCCAAAGCAGAAAAUAGGCUGUGUCUAUCUAGACAUUGACGGAGCCUGGAAGACAGGUUCCUGCAAUGAAAGUUACUUCUCUGUUUGCAAAAAACCUGAUGUUCAAGCUCCCACUGAACCACCUCAGCUUCCAGGGAAAUGCCCUGAAACAGAAGGGCACAAGUCUUGGAUCCCUUUCCGAGGGCAUUGCUACUACAUUGAAUCUUCAUCUACAAGGAACUGGGCCCAGGCAUCUUUAGAAUGUCUUCGACUGGGUGCCUCUUUGGUAUCAGUUGAAGACUCGGCCGAAGCCAACUUCCUGGCAUAUACCAUUGAACCACUUGAAGGGAAAAUAUCAACUUUUUGGACAGGAAUGUACAGAAAUGUGGAUGGAGAAUGGCUAUGGUUAGACAACAGUAUUGUGAAUUUUGUCAACUGGAACGUAGGAGAACCUUCCCCUCAACAAAAUGAGCACUGUGUUGAAAUGUAUGCAAACUCUGGGUACUGGAACAAUAUCUAUUGCUCUUCUUACAAAGGCUAUGUUUGCAAAAAGCCAAAAACAAUUGAAAUGCCACCAGCACCUGAAGUGCCACCAGCUGAAAUGCCUACAAAGGCAAUGACAAAGGACGAGAAGGCUUCUACUAUGAACCACAGUAAAAUAGGAGUUGUGGUUAUUGUUGUCAUCCUCGUUGUAGUAGGAAGUGGCCUUGCAGGCUAUCUGUUCUACAAAAGAAGAAAGAAUCGCUUGUUGGCAAAUGACAGUUUUGAGAACAAUUUGUAUUUUAGUAGUGAUACAGUUCCUGGAACUAAUGACACAAAGGAUCUUGUGACCAACAUAGAACAGAACGAACAUGCAACGCUGUAAUGUAAUAGAAUUCAGUGUAAUGUAAUAUGUAAUGUAAAAUGUAAAGUAAUGAAGUAAAAUGUGCCUUGUUUUAAUAAAAUUAUGCAAUUAGAAUUAAGCCAAAACUAUUCUCUUGUGUGCAAAUACUGUACAAACCUCUUUCUGUGGGUGUGUAAUGUCAUAUACAGCAGUCACUUCAUUUUGUAAUCCUUGUGAAAUGUGUGAGAUUUCUGGGUCUUAAAAAAAGAGAUCAUAGUGGCUAAUUAUUAACUAGAACAGUAGAAAUGGAUACAAUAAAGCAAGUAAAAUGUAGAUAGAUCCUCUGGAGAAGGCUCCCAGGAUUUGAAGUUUCUGCACCAGAUUUAUUUCAAACUAUGCUAUGCACAGAUUCUCCACUCUAUUCAGCAAACGUAAUUCUACCAGCUUUCAAAUAUUCCUAGGGACUUAACUACAGGGGUAGCUGCUAGAAGACAAGUCUGUAUUUAGCAACAUCCUCUUUGAACUGCAUGGGGAAAAAUCCUUUUAUAAUAUAAUUUCAGUUCCUGCAGUUUUAUGCAACACAGAUAAUAAAGUAUGUGGUGCUUGAAGUUUAUGUAUUCUAAGAUUUAAUUAGGUAAAGUUCAAGGGCAGGCAUUUGCAGUGGAAAAGUGUGGUUGGUGAUAACUGCCAGUGUUCUGACUAGCCACAAGUGGGUUUGUCUGGGAGAAAUGAUGAAGGUCAUGGCAAGAAUUCCUUCUUAUCAGGACCACAGUUACUGAGAAGAUGAAGGAACACUACCUAUAUGUAUUCUGAAGGUUUAAAGAAGCACUGGUUAGCUGUUAUGGCCAACAAAAGUUAGUGCUGCUCUCCUGCAACCGCUGAAUAAGUAGCAUAGGCUUGUGGUCUGUGUGCUGUGUGCUGUGUGCUGUGUCUGUGGUCUGUGUGCUGGAAGUCAAGAGCAAUUUAGAUUUACCAGUGCAUUAAUUACUAUUGAUUUUAUUUCACUUCUAAAAUGGCUCAAUCAGUUGCCAUUUAUGGAAAUCUUAGAUUCUCAAUGUGGAGUUUAUAUUCCUACUUUUUGUAAAUCUUGUAAAUCAUUUAUAAAUCCUCACUCAAAUACAGGGGUUGGUUUUGUGGUUUGACAUUUUUAUUCUGUGAAAUAAAGAGUAAC